AUGGAAGCCAAGCCCGGGACUCUUCUCUUCCUUGUGCUCCUCUUCUCCUUGGUCAUCUCUUUCCAGAGCCCGGCAGCCGCCCACCCGGUCAGCGGCCUGAGUCCGGCCAAGGAGCUGGCCAGCAUGGAGGCCUUGCUACAACGCCUGGAGGAGAAGGUCUCCUUGAUGGAGGACCUCCAGGACGGUCCCGGGUUCGAGGAGCCCAGCAUCCCAAGAAGGGACCUGAAUGAAGCCUUGGAGGAAGAGCAGGAGGAGGAAGAGGAUGAAGGCAACACCGACUUCAGGGCCCAUCAUCCUCGAUUCUCUUCCUCGCCCGGCCGGAGCUCCCUCCUGAAGAGGAUGAUGGGCCUCCAGGCCUCCAAAAGCCUGAGGGAGUCGGGGUGCUUCGGGAGGAGGAUGGACCGGAUCGGGUCCGUCAGCGGGUUAGGGUGCAAAGGUGAGCACCGGGCGGUCAUGGGGGUUCUCAAUUAUGGCUAUGAGAUCGUCCGCAUAGGCCCUGAUCUUACAUUCCUGGUUAUCUAUUUUCAGACCCCUCAGGGUCUUGUCUUGUCUGAUAUUUCUCAACAGGACUUCUAG
Messenger RNA from Anolis sagrei ordinatus, 576 nucleotides. NCBI's taxonomy places the organism in Eukaryota, Metazoa, Chordata, Lepidosauria, Squamata, Anolidae. The record is from RefSeq and is a predicted model, not a curated record.